Molecule: messenger RNA, 5061 nt
Organism: Microcebus murinus (gray mouse lemur)
Lineage: Eukaryota; Metazoa; Chordata; Mammalia; Primates; Cheirogaleidae
Source: RefSeq, a predicted model, not a curated record
AUGACUACUAUCAAGAAAGGAAUUAUAAAAGAAGAAAGAAACUCAGCAGUUCCACCUCUGGCUGCAGAAAUAACUAUUCAACCAACUGUGGAAGAGGCCUCUGACAACUGCACUCAAGAAUGUCUCAUCUUGGGCCAUUCUGAUGCCUGCUGGAUGCCAGCAUCUCUGACCCACUCUAGCCCUCCUCAGGCACAGGCCUCCAUUCUAUGCCACAGUCCACCCCUGACACAGACCUCUGUUCGCCGCCGCAGCCCGCCAGUGACACAGACCAUUGCUCUCUGCCACAGCCCUCCAGUGACCCAUGCUAUUGCACUGUGCCACAGCCCUCCACCGGUGCAGGCCUCUGUUCUCCACCACAGUCCUCCUCUAGUACAGGCUACCGCACUUUGCCACAGCCCACCACCAGCACAGGCCUCACCUCUCCAGUAUAGCCCUCCCUUGGCACAGGCUGCUGCCCUCCAUCGCAGCCAGGCCCAGCCACCAAUGGGUUUGCAGCAAGGUUGGAUGCAAAGUGUUGGAGCUGAUGAACUAUGCUCUGUUGAUCAGGGGGUGCAAGGUAGUGCAAGAUCCCAGUUUUACACCAUGUCUGAAAGACUUCAUUCCAGUAAUGAUUCAAUUAAAGUCAUUCCCUUGACAACCUUCAAACCGGGCCAAAAGGCUAGAUCCUCUAGGGGUGAUUCCCCCAUUAUGGAAGAACAUCCCUUGUAAAGCUAAAAUGGCUAUUUCACAUUUUCACACACUAUGUAUAUAGUCAAACUGUAAGAUCCAAUUUCAGUGAAUAUUCCAAAUUGUUAGGUUUGUAAAUAGUUAUGUAAAUAGAAACAGAUACCAGAAUAAUUCUAGAGCUAAAUCCUUAGUCAAAGGUUAAAAAUAGAUUUACAAUUUGGUUUAAUUCAGAAUAUAUAUUAAAAAAGAAAAGAAAUUUUAAAAAUCACAUUCCCUUGUACAGAAAGGCUUAUCAUGGCAGAAAUUAGCAUGUAGUAUAUACUAUUUCUGAUGUACUAUACAUUUAUUUUAUGUUUGUAUGACCAUGUGCAAUAUUACUGAUUAUUUUUCCAUUUUGAUUUUUGUGGACCCAGUCCAUAGCAAAUGGAAAGCAUAUAGAUAUCUGAUUUUCCAGAUUUACCUUUAGUUUAUCUACACUUUUGUUCAGAUAACAUUAGAAGACAUAAGUACUGUAGCAUUUUUUUGUCUUUUUGUUUCAUUUUUGUUUAUUAUUUGUCUCUAGUUUUUUUGUUGUUAGCGUUUUUGCCUUCAAAACUGCACAGUAGGAAGUGUAAAUAACUCUUACAGUUUCUGUCUCUGUUCCUAUUUUUUAUGUUUUCUACCUUUAUUCUAAGAAUAUAUUGUUCAUAUUAUUUAUAUAUGCAUUUUCAAUAAAAACAUAUAUAAACUGUACAGAUCAAGGUCUAUAACCUAUUUCUCUACUCUUUAGUAGAGUUCGAGACACUGAUGUGCAAUAGCUGUGCCCAAAUUAGUCAACUAUUUGCUAAAAAGGGCCUCUUUUUUUAAAAAAAAAAAUCUUUGUAGUUUAUUAUAAAGUACAUCAGAAAUAAAAUUGUAUGUGCCAUUUUAAGCCUAUAUUCCACUAUUUAUCAGGUCUUUAUCUUCUAGAAUUUGUAUGUAAUAGCCUAGAAAAUCACAAGGAAUGUGGAUGCAUUCAACACAUGGCUCAUUUACAGCUAUGACUGUAAACUGCUAUUUUCUAGAGAAAAUCAAGAAUAUUUUAAUGUUGAUUUGAUAGUUCAAUAGGCUGUUACUGAAAGACGUUCAGUAAAAGAACAAACAAAUAAAUAUAACUGUAAAUAAACCAUAUACCUAACCUAUAAGACUAAGGGAUUUUUGUCAUUGUAGCUUACUGAAGAAAACUUACUGAAGAAAACCACUUAUAACAAGAUUAAAGUCAGGAAGAAACUUUUCAAGAGACAUAAUUAUAAUGUACAUCAAAUGUAUUAUAGUGUUGAAUUUCAAGGAGAUGUGCAGAGGGAGAAAUAAGGUUCAUGACUGCUUCUUGGGGUUAAUAAGAAAUACUCCAAUACCACACAGCAAAAAAAAAACCCAAUAAAAUCUCACAUAUGAAACAAAAUAUGUCCUUCUAAGAAAAGAAUACAAUAGUAUUCAUAGGAAACAUUAGUUUCCUUCUGUUGUCUGUUCAUUUUCUGCUUUUAUCCUCUCAACUGGCCAUUAUUUUCUAUGUGCACAUUUCAUAAAUUUAUAAAACACCACCAACUUAAGUUUCCUCCAUAGGAAAACUAAAAAAAAAAAUGUCUUGUUUCAGUAUUACACUAAACCAAGAGACCAUUGAUGUUUUGGGGUUGGGGGGGUGAAUAUUUCUUAUCGAUUAAAUUAGAUGUAGACUUUGCAAUGUGUAACUUGAAGAUAUGUAAUUUAUGAUUAAAUUGUGUAUAAAUGUUGUAAUAUACACUGUGGUAAUUGUAUAAUUUCAUUGGUGAAGGUUUCCACUGAAUGUUAAGAAAGCUUCUCUUCAUGUGCCCAGCAGGUUAAGUAGCGUUUUGAGAAGAUAUUGUUCCCAUUCAUUGUAAAGCUCUUUAAAUCAUAUUUCAUUUGGUGUGUAGAAUAAAUUCUUAACUUUUUACUACUACUGUUUAAUUUGUGAAAUUUCAAAUUAAUUAAUGUUUUUUAAAAAUCUUUUUUGUUUGUUAAUGUUGUUAAUAUUAUAAGGGAUUUGGAGCACACUGGUUUUCCAGGUGCAUGUGAAUCUUGAAGGACUGAUGAUGUUUGACAGUUUAUUGAAAUAUGAUUAUGUAUAUGUAUUGCUAUUGUUGCUAUUAUUGUUGUUGAUGAAGAUUUUAAACCUGGGGAUGACAAAGAAACCCAGAAUGACAAAAUCAGUGCUUCCAGUAGCUUGUGAAUGUUUUUGUUCUCAAAAAACUUGCAAAGAUUAUGUGAGCGAGAAUUUUUUCUUCUAUUUAAAUUAUUUCAACAUUUUUCCUUUCCACACCUUUAGUUAUGAUCUACACACAUAAACACACAUGCACAAAUUUAAAGGAGAUAAAAAGGAGAAAGUAAAAGAUUAUUAAAUAAUUUGUCAAUAAUCUGAAUGGUUAUUAUCUAUGUUAAUGGAAAAUCAGACUAGGAACCAAAAUUAGAUGUUUAGGGAUUUUUUUCUGAUAGUAUGAUUUAUUGAGUUAUUAGGGAGGCUCUUAAAUCCUGAUAUCUAAAAAUUGGCAAAGUUUUGAUACCUUUCCUAGAGACAUAGGAAUGAACAAAUACGCUUUUAUUGCCCUUUCUAACUCUGAUUUUAUAAUCAGAUUUAGACUGUGUUUAGAAUAUAAAAUGACUGGGCACCCUCUUCUGGGUUUGUACCAGAGAGGCUUGGACUGGAAGCAGGCUUGGAGUAGCCAAAGAGGCAAGGGGUGUGAGCCCAGUUAUUCUCCCCUAUGCAUUCUCUUUCUAAGCUUCCAUUAGGUCUGGCCUUGGAAACCUGUAACUUCCAGGGUUUCAGAUUCGAUGAGAUCUUUCUCAUCACAUUACAAAAUCUUUCUUGGAAUGGAUGAAGAGAGCUAUAGGAUGACAAACCUCACAGGUGGCUCUUUUGAUGUGAAAAAAUUGUAGUCCUGGAACUGCAAAAUGUCUUACUUUACUAAAAAAUGUUUCCCUUGAAAAAGGAAAGAUUUGAUUAUGUUUGAAAUGAGAACUUCAAAUUGAAUGAUUUGUAUGAUAAUAACAUGUUCAAUCUGAUGGGUUAUUCUAUUCUGUGGCCAUAUUGAAUUAUAUUGUGAUUAUUAAUUUUCUAGCUAUAGUGUUCAUAUAUCACAUUUGUAAGUAUGUAUUAAAACACUGUGUAUCUUAUAUGCUAAGUACAUACACAUCAUUUUCUUGAGCUUUAUCUUCAAAUUUUAACUAAUACUGUGUCAGUGUAUUAAAAGCUAGCUUUUACCUAUGAUACCACCAAUGUAAUAUAUUUAGAGAGUACAUUUUGUGUAGUCUCAUUUAGUUAUUUAAUGUUUUAUGUUUAAUUAAGUAAAUUUGGUUAGAAAAAAAUGAUUGUUAAAUGGUUAGUGCUAUUGUGUAAUGGUGACAGUUAUGAAGAGCCUCUGCCUUCCAAACUAAUAUUUGUCACACACUUUAAUUAAAAUAGGAAAAAUACAUUUAAAACAAUCUCAAAUUGUAUAGUCCUUAAAAUGUAAUCAUUUCACAGCAAAAGAAAUCCUUUUCAAUCCUUGAAAAAUUAAGUGAGUUUUACUCACAUGCAUAUUUCAACAUUACUGUUUUUGUUUUCUAUAUUAAGGCUGAAGGUGCGUAUAUCUCCUAAUAUACAUUUAGGAAACUGUACUUGUUUAGGCUUUGGUUUAUUUACAUUCUUAUUUAUAUCUUCCCUAUUAGUUACCAUUUUGUCUUUCUUCUUUCAUAUUUUUUUACAAAACAAAUUUAUAGUCAUGCUUAGAUAAACUUUUCAUCACAAUUAUUAGGCAGUAUUUUGACUAUUUCUACCCGGCCCAAUUGGCCUGGAAAAUAUGGGAGCAAGAGAAGCUGAAAUAUAUGUGGACAGGAACCUUUCUAUAUCAUUUGCCAAUUACCACACCAGAGGAAUUUUAUGCAGAGGCCUUAAAAUAUUGAUUCACAGUAGCUUUCUUACACUAACCAUCCAAUGUGCUUUCAGUAAAUGAUUUUUAAAAGCAGCACAAGUUGAUAACAGCAAGAGUAUUAAUGAAAAUGCUGCUCAGGAAAAUGUGUGUGCACAAAUGAAAAAAAUGAAGGCAAUUGUUUAGUGAUUUUAUGUGAUAUUUUUAGAAAUAAAAUGUGUGAAAUUUAUGCUACCCCUGCUUAAAAUAUUUGGAAUUUUAUGAAAUAUGUAUUUAUGUUUGUAUUUUGGAAAGUUUCCUCCUCUGUGACAUCAUACAGCAUCUGAAAGUGAACAGUACCCAAAGCAGUUCUAGCCAUGCUUUGGAAGUGAGAAGGUUGGAUAUUGUAUGGCCCAGGAUGGCAGUAUGUAGUCCAGUGGCAAAUGUGUAUUAAUUGCUCUAUUUCAGGGUCUGUAUUGCAUGUUUUAUUAUUCAUUAAUAUAGAUAUUAAUAAAGUAGUUAUGAAAAAUAAAAA